AUGAAUGAAAUUUAUGGGACCUGUGACCCUGCCUUGCACUCUGUACGUGAUCUUCUCCAACAGAGAAUCGCCUCAAAGGAUGAACUAGGUGCAUCCCUCUGUGUGAAUGUCAAUGGGAAAAAUAUACUUGACCUGUGGGGAGGCCACGCAGAUGUGGCCAGGACUCGGCCUUGGCAGAAAGACACAAUUACAGUGGUUUGGUCGUGCUCCAAAGUUGUCACCAACUUAGCAGCUCUCAUCCUUGUCGACCGUGGUCUGCUUGAUGUGAAUGAGAAGGUGGCCACGUACUGGCCGGAAUUUGGAGCCAACGGCAAAGAGGAUGUCACAGUGGCCCACAUUCUCAGUCACUCUUCUGGGGUGCCCGCAUGGGAGCUUCCUAUAACGCUGGAAGAGAUAUAUGACACGAAAAAGGCUACCGAGAAGCUUGCUGCUCAGGCCCCCUGGUGGAUUCCGGGUGAGAGGAGCGGAUACCAUCUCACAAAUCAGGGUCACCUUGUCGGCGAAAUCAUUCGACGUAUAACUGGCAGACCACUUGAGCAGUUUGUGGCCGACGAAAUCACAGGUCCCUUGGAAGCUGACUUUCAGUACGGCGUACCAGAAGAACAUUGGCCACGCACAGCGGAUAUCAUCUCACCUCCACCGCUGCCGUUCGGCGAGCUGGAUCCGCAAAGUAUAACGGCAAAGGCGAUCGCGGGCUCACCUUUUCCCGCUGAGGCCUCUAUGACGCCAGGCUUCAGAAAAACCGUGUGCGGUGCGAACAAUGGAUUCUCCAAUGCACGCGCAUUGGCCAGAAUCGGAUCUAUCGUCUCUCUUGAUGGCAUUCUCGAUGAGAACAAGCGCAUCAUCUCAGCCAGUACCAUUGACAAAAUGCUCACGGAGCAGAUAAAGGGAACGGAUCUUGUCACCUUCGAUUUCCUGCGAUUUGGCCUUGGUGUGGCUCUGCCAGCACCGCAAACUUGUGCUUGGAUUCCUGAAGGACGAAUUGGCUUCUGGGGAGGCUGGGGAGGAUCAAUGGUAAUCAUGGACCGUGACCGACGCAUGACUAUCACCUACGUGAUGAACAACAUGUCUGGUAGAGGCACUCUGGGUAAUGACAACACCGAAGCCUAUGUCAGAGAGAUUUAUCGAGUCAUUGAUGGACUGUGCUCGUCGUCUGCAUAG
Messenger RNA from Aspergillus lentulus, 1161 nucleotides. Its product is annotated as serine hydrolase domain-containing protein. Lineage: Eukaryota; Fungi; Ascomycota; Eurotiomycetes; Eurotiales; Aspergillaceae. The record is from RefSeq and is a predicted model, not a curated record.